AUGCACCUCCGGAUCACAACUCUCCUCACAUCGCUUCUCUAUGCGACGGGGACUCUUGCAACCCAAGACCCCAACGAUGUGUCCGUCUUGAUUAAAGAGGCCGCGCGUGCUAAUAACGAGUCGCUGCUAUGGGGUCCCUACAAGCCAAACUUGUAUUUCGGCGUGCGUCCCCGAAUUGCAAACAGUCUUGCUGCGGGAUUGAUGUGGGCAAAGGUGGAUAACUUUGCUACCGCACAAGGAAACUUCCGACACACUUGCGAGCAAAAUGAAGGGAUGGCUGGGUACGGAUGGGACGAGUACGAUAUCCGCAAGGGAGGACACCAGACUAUUCACGAUGCUGGAAAUAACUUGGACCUUACUAUCGACUUUGUCAAAGUCCCCGGUGGCCAGAAUGGUGGCAGCUGGGGAUUCCGGGUGAAGGGCACUCCACGUGAAGACGGUGAACCGGACCAGCCUAUCUCGAUGCUGUUCUAUACUACUCUGGAGGGAUUAGGUCAACUGGGCGUGGACAUGGAUAGCGUGGGCGAUGCUCCUGCGCUCGAGGGCGACGUCAGGUUGAAUGGUUUCUCUUCCGAGCUUGGAGACUUCUCUAUUGAUGUUACCACUGGCCCAGAUACCAAUGAUUAUUUCGAGCAUAACCACCCGAGCUAUGAGGCGAAGCCUUUGGGCAAGGGUAUUGUGUCUAGUCAGACCGUGCGUCAGGAGGACCUUUGGCAGACUAAGGGACUUAUGUUCUUGCAAAUGAAAGAGGAGAUUGAACCGACCAUCAAGGAAUAUGGAACGGACAAUCCCCCACCUCCUGCUCAGCUGUUUACUGUUAAGCAUCAACCCGGCGAUGGAAACGUUCAUUUUGUCCAGAAGGUUUUCACGGGUCCUUUCGAGUUCGAUGUUCUUUUCUCAUCUGGCUCUGCUGGUGAGCCCCUCACAUCGGAGACGAUUACCAAGGAAAUCAAGGAAUCCUCGCUAUCUUUCUCCGAGAGAUUCAAGCAGGUGCUAGCACCGCAGGUCCCCUUCGACUCGGCCAAGUACUUGGAAUUUUCCAAGGCCAUGCUUUCCAAUCUGGUCGGCGGCAUUGGCUUCUUCCACGGCGACAGUGUCGUCGAUCGGUCCGCGCACCCUGCCUAUGAGGAGGAGAACGAGGGCUUCUGGGAGGAAACUGCAGAGGCUCGCGCAAUGGCCAAGCCUGUCAUCGAGGCCCCCAAGGAUCUCUUCACCUGUGUGCCCUCUCGUCCAUUCUUUCCUAGAGGUUUCCUCUGGGACGAAGGCUUCCACCUGUUGCCCGUAAUGGAAUACGAUUCUGACCUUGCCCUUGAAAUUAUUAAGAGCUGGUUCCACCUGAUGGAUGACGAGGGAUGGAUUGCCCGCGAACAAAUUCUCGGCAUGGAAGCUCGCAGCAAGGUGCCACCUGAGUUCACUGUACAGUACCCCCAUUACGCCAACCCGCCGACUCUCUUCAUGGCCCUAGAAGCGUUCAUGGACAAGGCACUGGGCAACAAGAGCCUCCAGUCCGAGAGUCUCGAUACGAGCGAUGUCGCUGAAAGCCUCCGGACUGCAACUCUGCGCAACCCCGAGCUGGCCGAUGCCUACCUUCGUUCCUUCUACCCCCUGAUGAAGAGACAUUACAACUGGUUCCGUAACACUCAGCGUGGAGACAUCAAGAGCUACGAUCGUGAGGCAUAUUCCACCAAGGAAGCCUACCGCUGGCGCGGACGUUCCGUUCAGCACAUUCUGACCUCCGGUAUUGAUGACUACCCUCGUCCUCAGCCACCGCACCCCGGUGAGCUGCACGUAGAUCUAAUCAGCUGGAUGGGCAUGAUGACCCGCACAUUGCGCCGCAUUGCAGAGACGCUGGGUGAGCAGGAGGAUGCCGAGGAAUUUGCGUACCACGAGAAUGCCAUCUCGCGCAACAUUGAUGAUUUGCACUGGAACGAAAAGGAGCAGACUUUCUGCGAUGCUACCAUUGAUGAGUUCGAGGAGAGCGUGCAUGUCUGCCACAAGGGUUAUAUCUCCAUCUUCCCGUUCCUGACGGGUAUGGUUGGUCCUGAGAGUCCCCGCCUGAAGGCUAUCUUGGACCUGAUCAAUGAUCCCGAGGAGUUGUGGAGUGACUAUGGUAUUCGCAGCUUGAGCAAAAAGGAUAAGCUCUACGGCACAGAAGAAAAUUACUGGCGCAGCCCUAUCUGGGUUCCUAUCAACUACUUGACAGUGAAGAGUCUUUAUGCUAUCGCAACCACUGAUGGUCCCCACCAGGAACAGGCCCGUGAGAUGUAUUCCAACCUGCGCAAGAACCUGGUGGAGAAUGUGUUCCGUGAGUGGGAGAAAACAGGAUUUGCCUGGGAGCAGUACAACCCGGAGAGCGGCGCUGGCCAGCGGACACAGCACUUUACCGGCUGGACCAGUAUGGUGGUGAACAUUAUGUCCAUGCCAGAUCUGGUCGUGUCGGCCAAAGCCCAUCACGAUGAGCUAUAG
Molecule: messenger RNA, 2466 nt
Organism: Penicillium pulvis
Lineage: Eukaryota; Fungi; Ascomycota; Eurotiomycetes; Eurotiales; Aspergillaceae
Gene: cwh41
Product: mannosyl-oligosaccharide glucosidase
Exons: 7
Coding region: 1-2466 (821 amino acids)
Biological process (GO): protein N-linked glycosylation; oligosaccharide metabolic process
Cellular component (GO): endoplasmic reticulum membrane
Molecular function (GO): Glc3Man9GlcNAc2 oligosaccharide glucosidase activity
Source: RefSeq, a predicted model, not a curated record